This is a messenger RNA of Oikopleura dioica, 645 nucleotides long. The record is from the annotation of a GenBank genome assembly. NCBI's taxonomy places the organism in Eukaryota, Metazoa, Chordata, Appendicularia, Copelata, Oikopleuridae.
AUGGUCGAAGACGGUGAAAUCGAGGAUGGAGAGGUAUCCGAUAGUCCCAGACGUGAAGAAAAUGGAGAGAGCGAGAAGCGGAAGGCAACGAGUCCGCCCCAAACUGAUAACAACGUAAAGAAGCCGAAAAUCGAGGACGACGAUAUGGAAGAGGGGGAGUAUGAGAGCGAAGACGAGGGAGAGAUCAUUUCAGAUAAUGAAAAUGGAAUGGAUGUUGACUCGCGCGACCUACCAAUUGAUGACUUGUGUCUGCAAGAUGUGGAGCUCUUGCAAGAUAGAAGCAUGCGCAAAAUCGACUGGUCCCUCCUCAUUCCUGAGAAACCACCCAAGAAAGAAAGGAAAGAACGCGAUGAAUACACGACAGCUUCAAUUUUAAGAGCAGCGAGAGUGCAUAAAAACUCAAAGUAUUUAAUCAGAGAUCCGGAACUUUUAAAAUCUCUUGAAGAUGCGCUAGCAGCUGAACCAGAAAUUGAAGAAGAGAAAGAAUCACGUGGACCUAUUCACAGUAAUCUUCGCGAAAUCAUCGUCCAGAAUCGCCAACGCAUCGGAAUGCCAGCCGGUCUUCCUCUUCGUCCAUUUAAGACUCCGACAGUUCUAAACGGAGCCCUUGCCCACGAAGUUACACAGCUCAUUCUCGACUCCUAA